Messenger RNA from Saprolegnia diclina VS20, 1376 nucleotides. RefSeq lists its product as hypothetical. The record is from RefSeq and is a predicted model, not a curated record. Lineage: Eukaryota; Oomycota; Saprolegniomycetes; Saprolegniales; Saprolegniaceae. The transcript has a single exon. The coding region runs from base 249 to 1313 and encodes 354 amino acids.
CGUGAGUACUUGUUGGUUUUGAGAACUUCAGCUUGCUUGACGCGGCAGCCUGGACGUCCUUGAAGCGCGCUCUCCGACCCUCCGCAAACUUGGUGGCCUCAACGAGCAGCUCUGUCGUUGCGCCACGUACUAGCACCAUUGCCCUGCCGCCGACGCGCCUCGAAGACGCUCCACGGACUGCGACAGCCGCCGAGUCGGCCAUACGAUCCCGUCGCCCACCGUCGCCACAACUUCAACUCGCCCAACCCAUGUUGAGUCUGCGCGCGGACCAGCCCAGCAUGUCCUUGCCAAUGCCAUCGUCCACAGCAACAACGUCGACAUCACCGACGUCGCGGCCCUUUCUGAGCCUGCCCAAGCCGGCGGUCGUCGUCCGGAAGUCCAAGCCGCCCCAUUAUCUUAUGCACCCGCUCGACGAGAUCCCGUCGUACGCGACCCAUGCAUCGCGGAGCGACUUUGUGCCCGAACCCGAGAGCGUCGAAAACCCCCUGUACACAGCGUCGCCGACGGCCGAGUCGCGCACCGAAGAAGACGAGUCGUCCGACGACACGACGCCCGACGACGAGCAAGACACAGCGUGGGUGCAGCGCGCGCGGCCGUUUGCAAAAAAGCGCCGCGCGCUGCUCACCCCCAAGGGAUCGGGCGACCGCCACGCGCCGCAGCGAACACCACCGCCACGCGCCGCCUCCCAGCGCGCCGCGGCCAAGCCGCUCGUGGACCCGCUCAACGAGAAGCGGUCCACGAAGAGCAAGUGUCCGCCGGGUCUCCGCUCUGGCAAGUGGACGCCCGAGGAAGAGAAGUUCACCAACACGAUGAUCCACUACUUCCGGCUCGGGCUCCUCGACAUUGAAGACGGCACGUCACUGCGGUGGUACCUCAGCAAGAAGCUCAACUGCGAAGCGAUGCGCGUGACCAAGAAGCUCAAGGGCAACAGCUCGAUCGGCAAGCAGAUCUUCCGCGCGCUCGACUCGUCGAGUGUCACGGAAGCGUCCGUGCGCGAGGCCACUGAGACGCUGCGCGUGCUCGAAGAAGAGUUCUUCUCGUCGCUCGCGUACAAACCGCCGCCGAAUGGUGCGGCCAAGGAGGUUGCGCCGCCACAAGCGAACAGCAAGCGACCAAAGCGUGCCAAGCCCACCGUCGCGCCCGAGCCGCCUUUGCCGAUGGUUGUCGAGGACGAGCUGCCAAGCGAGCCAGCCAACCCGGAGGCCGAGCUCCUCUUGCAUUUUUGCCUCUCGGCGCACCGUGGCGAGAAGCGGUCCGUGGACGUUGCCGGCUUGGACGACGACGACGACGACGACGACGGCGACGAGUCGUGAGUAGAUCAGAUAGCGUAAAUAACACCACCACAUAAAGCCACAACUAGUACAUUAGCUGUUUAC